UGCAGAGCUGACCUAAAGAAAAAAGUUGGCAUUUUUUAAAAGCAAUGGAGGAAAUCAAUGACGAUGUUGAAACUGUGAAACCCCUAACCCCAAGAUCAUCAACAAUAAAAGAAGGUCCCAGGAGAUUUCCCCGAGCGUCUGUUCUCGGUUUUGGGCUGCUGAGUGUUUUCCUGCUGGCUGUCUUCAUCGGACUCACAGUCUACUGCCAUUACUCAGAAGGUGUUGCAGCUGCAGAUCUCUCCACUAUCAAAGCAAUCCUGACUAAGAGUCUUGACCAGCUGAAGGCCAACCUCACUGAAAAGACCAGAGAGGUGGACAGGCUUCAGAGUUUGAUGGACAAGGAGAAAACGUGUCCCGAAGGAUGGAGGAUGAUCGGUUGUUCCUGUUAUCUCCUCUCUACUGAGAAAGCUUCUUGGGAACAAAGCAGACAGCACUGCACAGCCAGAGGAGCAGAUCUGGUGAUCGUAGACAGUGAGGAAGAACAGGAAUUCAUAACUAGCAAGAUCAAGGAAGACACUUGGAUUGGUUUGAAUGACAGAGAAGAGGAGGGGACCUGGAAAUGGGUGGAUGGAUCUCCACUGACCCUGAAUCUGACGUUUUGGAGCACAGGACAGCCUGAUAAUUUUGACGAAGAGGACUGUGUAGAAAUACGGAGUGUUGUUCACUCCCAAAGCUGGAACGACAGGCCCUGUGAGAACGAUCUGCAUUGGAUCUGUGAGAAAGAAGCUUGACAUUGGUGUCUGUUUGGAUACUAAACAUGCAAUCAUGCUUUUACAAUUGAGUUUAAAUUGAGUUAUUUAAAACUAUACACAAUGUCUGAUUUCAUGAAUAAGAAUUACUUUGCUCGGAUUGAUACAUAACAUGUUUUUAGUGGGGUUUUUUUGGAUUAAAAUCAGUUAUAAAUAAAUAGUUUAAUUUGUUUUGGCCAACUUUUGUUUGCCUCAAUUAAAUUAGUAUUUGUAUUCAUCCUUUUACAUAUCAACAUAAAAACAGCUUAUUAAAAACAUCUGCUGAUAAGCCCACAGUUCCUGAAAGGUGCCUUAUUGAGCAGAAUAUGAUACAAAAAAGAAAAAUAACAACUGUCAAACAUUAUUGAAUAAUUCAGACAUAUACAACAAUACUCUAGUCUCAGCAUUGGUCUAACUUGUUCAAAUGUGUAAAAUAGCCUGUGUGUUAUACAGUAUGUUUCCUAACAAUGACCUCUUGUGGCCAUGUGAGUAUAAAUCUAUUGCAGGUAUUUAACAUGCAUAGGUGCCACUUUGUACAUACUGUAAGAGCUAGUGCAUAUUAAUACAAAAAUGUAUGUAUGUUUAUCACAAUAAUAAUCUGGGACUUAAACUGCAGGAUUUGCUCAUGUUUCAUUAAAAAAGUAAACCGCCUUUUAUUUGAAGUUAAUUACAGUACUUUAGUAAAUGGGCAAAUUAGAUAUAGCUAGAUCAGGAAAUGGCAACUUUCGUUGAGCAUCCAUACAAAGAUAAAAACCGUAAAAAUAUAUUGUGGGUGUAUUACAUGUUCUCUGACAAGAUAAAGCUCUUCCACUUCAACAAACUGCUGUUAUCAGAUAAAAAGCAGCUUUACCACUUCACCUUUUUUUCUCAAAGUGAACAACUCCUCCCUGAAAGUUAUCUUUGAAAUAAUGUACACUUUUUAUAUUUAUGAUCAGCGGCAGACAGAGUACUUCAGAGGAAAGACAUUUGUGUUUAUCAGCAUUUAAAAUUAAGAUCCCUGCUUCCACAACAGUGUCAUGCUAUUCUCUUUUUAUUAACCAGUAAAACAGAUCUAUACAGGAUCAAUACAUUUAGAAUAUUAUUCAUCUGUAUGGCUUUGUAAGAUGAUAUGUCUCUAUUUAACACAAUGGACUUAUCUCACUUG
Messenger RNA from Trematomus bernacchii (emerald rockcod), 1872 nucleotides. RefSeq names its product CD209 antigen-like protein C. Lineage: Eukaryota; Metazoa; Chordata; Actinopteri; Perciformes; Nototheniidae. The record is from RefSeq and is a predicted model, not a curated record. Bases 45 to 731 code for a protein of 228 amino acids. The transcript has 6 exons.